This is a messenger RNA of Chara braunii, 6721 nucleotides long. Lineage: Eukaryota; Viridiplantae; Streptophyta; Charophyceae; Charales; Characeae. The record is from the annotation of a GenBank genome assembly.
GGACUGCGGCCGAGAUACUGCCAAUCAUGGGGGGGCUCAAUCAUCAUGGGCAUUUCCUGCCAAACUGCGUCGGGACUUGCGGUCGAGGUGCGCCGACGGGAUAUGGAAUCGCGACGUCCACGUCACCAGAAUCACCUGUGCUCGGAGGCAAUCAACAACAGCAAUCAAGAUUGCGUAUGGGUAUAAGAGUUAAACAGUUUGGCAACGAGAAUGGUCCGUGGAACCUGGAACAGGUGGUGAGGGAGCGUCUGAGUCGAAUCUUCAGCCCCAACAGUUUCACAGGUCUCCGAUCCCUACCUAAUUUGAUCGAACCCAACUGUCGAAAACUCGUGCCUCAGCCGCUCGGUGCUGCAGGGUACCAAAGAUCCCAACUCCACCAGCAUCAUCAACAACGGCAACAAUUGUACUCUACGAGCGUGUCGCCCACAGGAGCUGCGGCUAUGGAAGCGUCCACAGGAGGAAGGAGAAGCAUUGAUGCCGCUCCUUCUUCCUCGUCCGCGCAGCUGCUGUCGCCCAUAGCCCCGACGGCGAUGGCGGCGAAGACGAAGACGAGAGAUGCGGCUAUGGCGGCUAUGGCGGCGCCCGCGGUGCUGGCGAGCCCUUCGCCUUCGCAUGUCCGUCCCGAAGGCGAAGGAAGGACAAACAGCAGCAGGAUAGCGGAUGAUGACGUCGAGGGAUCGACGACGAGACCGGGGGAGGAGGAGAGGGGGCGGAGGGGGGACAGGGGGGCGAUGGCCAAGCUCGAUGACGUGGACCAAUCCGAGCACAGGGCAAACGGAGGGGCAGCUAACGUGGCGGGAACGCUUGGUGAGAUGGAUGGAAAAGCAAGGGCAGGGGAAGGAGGUGAAGGAGGAGGAGGAGGAGGAGGAGGAGCAGGUGCAGGAAGAGAAAGAAGACGCCACGAUCUAUCUCCGCACCAGAUCACCACGUCCUCAACAGCAUCUGCUGUUGCCACGUCAUCACCCCCGGCGCUAACGCCAGAUCCUGCUGCUGGUGCUGGUGCUGCUGGUGCUGCUGCUGCGCUGGCAGCUGAAGGUGAGUUGCCAAGUAUCACCUCCCUCCCGCCCGUGGCGAUGGUCGUCGAUGGGAGGGCCAUCGACAAGAUUGGCGGCCAAGAAGACGUCCCCGCCACCUUCCCUCAGUCUGACUCAUCAACAACGAAAGUCAAGGGGGGAGGCGCAGGACGAGGAGGAGGAGGAGGGAGCAAUGCGCUCACUCUAGCUCCUUCUAUCUCCACGUCCACCAUAGCCAGCAGCCGAUUAAGCUCUCACGCACGGGGAGGAGCAGGCCUCAGCUCUCAAGUUAGCCAAGUGUCUUCGCCGAAACUGUCGACGUCAACAUUCCUUGGUCCUGGUCAGCGAAAGGCUGGACACAUGCCUGGAGCACGACGAGACUUGAGGAUCCAGAGGUAUCUGCUGGUUCGUGAUACACAUGAGGAUGAUCUCAUCAGGAGUGCAGCGAGACUUUUACGAGCUCGAGAUGGAUCUCCUAUCGACUGGUUCGACUUCAUUGGACUACUUCGAAAUGACGAGGGAUUUUUCCCUAAAACUCGCGCGGAUUUCAGAGCCAACACGGCUCGAACUUCCGAUGAGCUUUACGGUUAUACUUUAUGGCUGGUAACAACGACAAUCAGGAUGGGAGAAGCAUAUGGCAUUCGGGAGCUUGCAAGAAUUAUUCAGCAGUCCCAGAAGGAUCAAAUCCCGAAGAUUGACGUUCCAUUGUUUGAUGGUAACAACGCCUCGGGAUGGGCAGAAAAGUUCGAGCAAUUGGGAAGUUGUUGCGAAUGGUCGAAUGAAAAGAUGUUGCGAAUGGUGAAGAGAUACUGCAAGAUGCAGUACAAGGAAGAGAUGGAGGAGUUGGUACAAGAUUCGCUGGACUGGGCAAAAUUCAAAAGGAAGCUGCUAGAAAAGUACCUGUUGAGCGAUCAACUGUUGGACUUGACUGAUUUGAGGAAGGCUAGUUGGAAAAGCUUUGGUACAACAAAGCAGUUCCUUAUUGAAUUCGAGCGGGUGGCAAAAUUAGUUCAUGACCUUCCAGAUAAAGAUCGUUGCCUCAUCUUCCUGGAUAAUUUCACGGAGGAAAAGGAAGUGUAUUAUAAGGAAGAACGCGAGUGGAUCAGAACGUUGAAGGAGAAAGGUGAAAAGAGGCCGUGUCGAUUGACGGAUGACAGGGUCAAGGAGAUGAUCAUUGGAGAGGAUGGCCUCCUUACUAAGGGAGAAAUCCAAUUCUUUAUCGACGUUAUGAAGAAAGUUCAUCUUGCUUAUGCUUUUGAUGAUGAUGAGCGUGGAAGGCUGGACGUCGAUAUGAUUCCAAUGAUCCGGAUUCAUACGGUACCGCAUGAGCCAUGGAAUGUGAGAGGUCCACGAUAUCCGAAUCCAGACGAUCACCGGAAGGUGGUGGAUAAUCUUGAUGGUAAGAUUCAGACCAAAGUGGCAGACUAUUCGUAUGGGUCAUAUGCGUCUCCUUGGUUCUGCUUUAUCAAGCUGAACGGUGUUUUGCGAUGGGUUCAGGACCUGCAGAAGUUGAAUUCUGUAACAAUCCGAGAUGCGGGUGGACUUCCGAACGCCGAUCAACUCUCGGAAUCUUGUGUAGGCCGGCCCAUCAUCACCCUAAUUGAUUUAUAUUCAGGGUAUGAUCAGUUCCCGCUGUACACAGCGGAUCGACCUAUGACGGCGAUGCAUACGCCUCGGGGACUGCUUCAUAUGUGUGCGGCUCCGCAAGGUUGGACAAAUGCCGUGACAAUUGUGCAGAGAUAUAUGAUGAGAGUCAUGCAGUCGCUUUGUCCGGACGUGACUUCUCCAUAUAUUGAUGAUUUGGCUAUCCCAGGACCUCGAGUCAAGGACGAAACUGAAGUGUUAACCGGCGUUCGAAAGUUCGUGUGGGAACACAUCAGCAAUGUGGAAAAGGUUCUGAGGAAACUGAAGGAGUAUAACCUCACAGCUAGUGGGGUUAAAUCAAGGCAUGACAAGGGACUCCAACCGGAGCCGCAGAAGGUGGCAGCUAUCAGGGACGCGCCAGUGCCUACCACUAUCACGCAAGUUCGCGCCUUUCUGGGCCUAGCCUCGUACUACCGAAGAUUUAUCAAGGGCUUUGCGGCGAUUGCGGGACCCCUCACGAAUCUCCUGCGCAAGGAUCAAUCUUUGAUCUGGACACCGGAGUGCGAUCAAGCAUUUUCCAAACUCAAGGCUGCUCUCAUUUCGGCUCCGGUCCUUAUAAGACCGGAUCCCGAAAAACCUUUUGUUCUCAUCACAAACUGGCAAUCAGAGGCGAUCUCGACGAUCCUUGCCCAGGUGGGACCGAGCGGACUCAAGAGUGUAGUGGAGUAUGCGUCUAAAUCAGUGCCCCCCUGCAAGGACAAUUACGCCGCUCCAACGGGUGAAUGCUAUGCGGCUCUCUGGGGAAUCAGUCACUUCCGUGCUUACCUGUACGGGCGAAAAUUCACCUUCGUGACUGAUCAUGAGCCCCUGUUCGCUCUGAAGAAGUCGAAGGAUUACUCGGGCAUGAUCGGGCGAUGGGCAACGGUGCUGCAGAGCAUGGACUUUGACAUUCGUCAUCGAAAGCACGAGAGACAUGGAAAUAUGGACGGACUGACACGACUGCACCGGCCUGAGAAAGUUCCGAGGAAUGAGGAGGUGAUUCCGUGGAACGGACCCGAGCAGAAGAUUGGACCUUGGUACGGCCAAGUGGAGAUUUUGUCAAAGCAAGUACAAGUGAAGCGGAUGGGCACUAUCGAGCACCCCACGUGGAUCGAGAAUCCGGAGCUSCUGAUCAUACAGGGUUGGAGGACUAACGCGGAAGGAGAUCUUAUUGGAUUCCUCKUUGGAUCGGUACGACCGGGUCGCCGUCAGUUGAUUGCACAGGAGCUCAUCUUACCGAUCGUGCAAUUGGCGGAUGAUCUCUCGCCCGACAUCUACUUUCAGAGCGACAACAGUCCUGCUCCGUACAUUUUCGAGCGAUCCUUGGAUCCGUACCUUCAGUGCACUUCGUGCUUGGAGGAACCUAGGGACGAGGAUACCCUACCAUCGUGGCAGGAGUAUCUGAAGCCGUACGAGAUCAUCCCUUACGCCUUCUAUCCGAGCGCAGAGGAAGUGGUGAUCAACGACGACGACGGAGAAGAAGACAACGACGAGGAAACAUUGGAGGAGGGAAGCUAUAGUGAACAUAGCGAGGGCGAGCUGAGUGAGGAGGAAAAGGAAGAAGAAGGAACCGGACCCAAGUGGCAAGCCCCACCGGAGGAAGCGACGCGUACGGGAACGGAGGCGGAAGAUCCGGAAGCGGCGCGAAGGAGCGAAGAGAUUGCCCCCGGAAAGCGCCGGCUGGAGUUCGCUAGCGAGGCUAGCCUGUGCAUCGGUAGCGCUCCGAUCAAGGAUCCAGAGCCGCCGAGGCCCGAAGAUGGCGGCCCUGCAGCCGCCACCUCAAACAAGGGACUCCAACCGGAGCCGCAGAAGGUGGCAGCUAUCAGGGACGCGCCAGUGCCUACCACUAUCACGCAAGUUCGCGCCUUUCUGGGCCUAGCCUCGUACUACCGAAGAUUUAUCAAGGGCUUUGCGGCGAUUGCGGGACCCCUCACGAAUCUCCUGCGCAAGGAUCAAUCUUUGAUCUGGACACCGGAGUGCGAUCAAGCAUUUUCCAAACUCAAGGCUGCUCUCAUUUCGGCUCCGGUCCUUAUAAGACCGGAUCCCGAAAAACCUUUUGUUCUCAUCACAAACUGGCAAUCAGAGGCGAUCUCGACGAUCCUUGCCCAGGUGGGACCGAGCGGACUCAAGAGUGUAGUGGAGUAUGCGUCUAAAUCAGUGCCCCCCUGCAAGGACAAUUACGCCGCUCCAACGGGUGAAUGCUAUGCGGCUCUCUGGGGAAUCAGUCACUUCCGUGCUUACCUGUACGGGCGAAAAUUCACCUUCGUGACUGAUCAUGAGCCCCUGUUCGCUCUGAAGAAGUCGAAGGAUUACUCGGGCAUGAUCGGGCGAUGGGCAACGGUGCUGCAGAGCAUGGACUUUGACAUUCGUCAUCGAAAGCACGAGAGACAUGGAAAUAUGGACGGACUGACACGACUGCACCGGCCUGAGAAAGUUCCGAGGAAUGAGGAGGUGAUUCCGUGGAACGGACCCGAGCAGAAGAUUGGACCUUGGUACGGCCAAGUGGAGAUUUUGUCAAAGCAUUUCAUCACGGAGCGGGUUCUCGACGCACAGCUGCGGCAGCCACGUGGCCAUAUCUCAGAGAUCCGGCAAGUUUAUCACCCUCGGCUCAAUACGGAUCUCCGCCGUUUGAUGCGAUUCUUCUGCGACGAGGGUAUCUUUGCCGCCGCCGUGUUUCGAAUAGAAGGAAGCCCUCACGCGAUAGUGUUCGCGGAGGUUACUGCAGUUCAUGGGCGAGCGGGUCCCAGAACGAGCCACGUCACCACAGUGGCGGGAUUCACCGGCGACGUCAGCUCGGUCAAUCCGCUGCGGCAUACCGCGAUCUUGGCCUCGCUGCGCGAGUGGACGGAGCAAGUGUCCAACGUGUGGCAGCACGUCCUUGCCCGGGAGGGGUAUAACAUCAUCCCGAUCUUUGCAUCGGAUCUUGAAGGUAUUCGCCGAUCACCGCGCGAGCGGCCUGUUGCGAUCCCGACCAUUAGCGACAACAGUCCUGCUCCGUACAUUUUCGAGCGAUCCUUGGAUCCGUACCUUCAGUGGACUUCAUGCUUGGAGGAACCUAGGGACGAGGAUACCCUACCAUCGUGGCAAGAGUAUCUGAAGCCGUACGAGAUCAUCCCUUACGCCUUCUAUCCGAGCGCAGAGGAAGUGGUGAUCAACGAUGACGACGGAGAAGAAGACAAUGACGAGGAAACAUUGGAGGAGGGAAGCUAUAGUGAACAUAGCGAGGGCGAGCUGAGUGAGGAGGAAAAGGAAGAAGAAGGAACCGGACCCGAGUGGCAAGCCCCACCGGAGGAAGCGACGCGUACGGGAACGGAGGCGGAAGAUCCGGAAGCGGCGCGAAGGAGCGAAGAGAUUGCCUCCGGAAAGCGCCAGCUGGAGUUCGCUAGCAAGGCUAGCCUGAUGGACUUCAUGCAAAGCACUUUAGACCAGAUCCUCGAUGCAUUGACAAGGCCAGGAUUCCGGCCACCAGCACGAUCGCCGUUGCCGUUAACGGCGAUGUCAGGCCCCUUUGCCGUACAAGUUGGCACACAGCCAAGUGGUACGUCUGCAACAGCAGCACAGACUGUUGCAUCUUCUUCUUCGGGUCCAGCGGUGGUUGCUACACCACCGCAACAAGCUAGUCCUCCACAAGGACAGCCGCAAGGUCAAUGGUACCCCAAGACCCCAAUGAAACCUCCUCUUGCCUUCUCAGGCGAGAGGAAGGACGAAGAACUCAACACAUGGUUGAGGACAGUCCCGGUUUGGGUGAAGGUCAAAAGGACCUUGCCUGAGGAUGAAGUGGUAAUUGCGGCGUCUUACCUAGAGGGUAAGGCAGCCAAAUGGUUAGAUGGUGUAGUUGUGAAGGCCGGUUAUGGGCGACGCAUGGCGGAUUGGGCUAAGUCAUUGACUUUAGACCAAUUCAUGGAGAUGGUAGAAGCUCGAUGGCAUAACCCACAGGAGGCUCAAAGGGCCACUGAUGCCAUUAACAAACUUGACCAACGCAAGUUCAGUUCUUGAGGGUGAGUCUAUCAUCAUUUAUUGUGCCUAGCUGUCCUUAUCCUUUCUGGUUUUUUUUUUUUUUUUUUUAACAAAUAGCAUGCUUCAUU